AUGUCAAGGUAUCCAGAAAUAGUGAGACUAUCAGAUGCGACAUCAAAUGUUGUGAUUGAACACAUGAAAUUUUUCUUUUCCCGACACGGAAUUACCGAAGAAGUUCGAUCAAAUAAUGGGCCUCAGUAUUCUUCUGCCGCACUUGCAAAAUUCGCAAGCGAAUACGAAUUUUUGCAUAUUAAUAGCAGUCCGCUACACCCUCAGAGUAAUGGAGAGGCUGAGCGGAUGCGAACGGAUUUUCGCCAUCUGAAUUACUUUAUGGGAAGACAAAUUCGAUCUGUUGUGCCGAAAUUACCUCAAGUUUUACACCCAAGAGCACUUUCUUGGAAGGAGAUUUUAAAAAAUGAAGCAAUCGGUAAAGAAGACAAAAAAAGAAGAUUUAACAAGCGACAUGUGACUAAAGUGUUGAAACCUUUAACUGAGGGCACUACUGUUUGGGAGACAUAUUGGCAACAACCGGGAAAAGUGUUACAAGAUGAGUCAACACCAAGGUCAUACGGGGUGCAAAUUCCAUCAACAACUGUUCCAAGAAACAGGCGACAUCUAGUGAACAUUCCACCAUCACAACAGCAGGAGGAAAUUCCAGUGAAGACACCCAACCCCAAUUCGACUCAGGGCAUUAGCAAACUGAAACAUCUACAUAAGAAAGUCGAGUCCCACAGAAUUCACCAAAACUCAGGACAAGGAGUAGAAGACGAGUAG
Messenger RNA from Corticium candelabrum, 702 nucleotides. RefSeq lists its product as uncharacterized. Gene Ontology annotation, molecular function: nucleic acid binding. Lineage: Eukaryota; Metazoa; Porifera; Homoscleromorpha; Homosclerophorida; Plakinidae. The coding region runs from base 1 to 702 and encodes 233 amino acids. Gene Ontology annotation, biological process: DNA integration. The transcript is spliced from 2 exons. The record is from RefSeq and is a predicted model, not a curated record.